Molecule: messenger RNA, 3564 nt
Organism: Corylus avellana
Lineage: Eukaryota; Viridiplantae; Streptophyta; Magnoliopsida; Fagales; Betulaceae
Product: receptor-like kinase TMK3
Biological process (GO): protein phosphorylation
Molecular function (GO): protein binding; protein kinase activity; ATP binding
Source: RefSeq, a predicted model, not a curated record
CUGGAUGAGACAACUAACGAUACGUAAAUUACUAAAACUUUCGAAAGAGGUGCAGACCAGGCUCUGGAUUUUCGCCAUUUCCCAUUUAUUACAGCCUGAAUUUUCUACAUUUUUUGUUUUCAUCUAAAUUGUUCGAAAGUUUCUCAGCAAGGAUCCGCCGAUUUUGCUCUUUAACGUAGUCAACAAGCUUGGGUUUUUUUUUUUUUUUUUUGGCGCAAUUUGUAUGUAAUCAUUUCUUUUUGUUAGCUACAGUGAGUGAGUUUCACUUCUUUCAUCACUCUUUGUAUGCUCUUUCCGUGCAAGAUUUUUCAGAUGGGUAAUCUUGAAAACCGCCAUUAAACCUCAAAAUGAAGCUUCUCUCUUUCUUGGUUUUUUUGGGUCUGAUGUAGUAGAAGCAUGAUGCGGCGCCAACACAGAUCUGCCAUGGAACCCCAUCACCAAAACCUUGUCUUUCCACUCCUUCUCUCGCUCCUGGCGGUGGUUUUUAGUGCUACUGACCCCAAUGACGUUAAAAUUCUCAACCUGUUCAAGCAAGGGUUGAAGAACGCAGAGCUCCUCAAGUGGCCGGAGAACGACGCCGACCCAUGUGGGUCUAAUUGGCCGCAUGUUUAUUGCAAGGGUAACAGGGUUGGCCAGAUUCAGGUCCAAAAUAUGGGAUUGAUCGGCACUCUGCCGCAGAACCUCAACCAGCUCUCCAUGCUCACUGACCUUGGCCUCCAAAAGAACAAGUUCACCGGAACCUUACCGUCUUUCAGCGGCUUAUCCAAUCUGCAAAAUGCGUACUUGGACUUCAACGGAUUUGAUACCAUCCCGGGAGAUUUCUUUGAUGGGCUUGACAGUCUGGAGGUCUUGGCAUUGGAUUACAUCAAUUUUAAUGCCAGCACUAGAGGGUGGAUGUUCCCUACUCAGUUGCAGAACUCCGCCCAGUUGAGAAAUCUCUCUUGCAUGAGUUGCAAUUUGGUGGGUCCGUUGCCAAGUUUUCUAGGGAAGUUUUCUUCUCUGGAAAACUUGAAACUUUCUGGGAACAGUUUGACCGGCGAGAUUCCGAACAGUUUUGGCGGUUUGCUUUUGCAGAGUCUUUGGUUGAAUAACCAGCUAGGAGGAGGGUUGACGGGUCCAAUCGACGUGGUGACGGCGAUGUCACCGCUUACUAGUCUCUGGCUCCACGGCAACCAGUUCACAGGGAAGAUUCCGGACAGCAUUGGGAAUUUGACUCAUCUCAAGGAUCUCAAUCUGAACGGUAACCAACUUGUUGGCUUAAUUCCUAAUAGCUUAGUUGAUUUGCCUUUGGAUAAGUUAGAUUUGAACAAUAACAGGCUGAUGGGUCCGAUACCGGAAUUCAAAGCCAAUACCGCGUCUUUUAAUUCCAAUGCAUUUUGUCAAACAACUCCGGGGGCUCUUUGUUCCCCUCAGGUUAUGGCACUUAUAGAGUUCCUUGAUGGGGUGAAUUACCCUUCAAAUCUUGUUUCUGCAUGGUCUGGUAAUGAGCCUUGUGGCCCUCCUGGAUGGCUGGGGCUGAGUUGUGGUACCGGCACAGAGGUUAAUAUCAUAAACUUGCCUAAUUUUAAUCUCAAUGGUUCCUUGAGUCCUGCAGUUGCAAAUUUAGGUUCUCUUACUCAAAUUAGGCUUCAGAAUAAUAAUUUGAAUGGUCCUGUUCCCCAAAACUGGACUACCUUGAAAGAUUUGACGAUGUUGAACCUAAGUGGGAACAAUAUUUCCCCUCCAUUGCCAAAAUUCAGCAGCACUGUGAACCUUGUCAUUGAUAGCAACCCUCUAUUGAAUGGGAAUCAGCCUGAGGGAACCCCCCCGGCAACGGGAAACAGUCCACAAGGAAACAACCCCCCGUCUGCCGGUUCGCCCAAAAACCCCUCUUCCCCAGGAACAGGCUCGAGUUCUAAUGGCACUGAUGCUUCUGGUAAAAGUUCUCAGAAGUCAAACUUGGUUUUGGUUGUGGCCCCUGUUGCAAGUUUUGCAGUUGUUGCUUUACUGGUCAUACCUCUAUCUGUCUACUAUUGUAAGAAGAGAAAAGACACCUCCGAGGCUCCUAGUUCAGUUGUAAUUCAUCCAAGAGAUCCAUCUGAUUCGGAUAACACGGUCAAGAUUGUUGUUGCCAAUAAUACCAAUGGGAGCACUUCUACAAUGACAGGGAGUGGCUCUGGAAGCAGACACAGCAGUGGAAUGGGUGAGUCACAUGUCAUUGAUGCUGGAAAUCUGAUCAUAUCAGUUCAAGUUCUUCGAAAUGUGACAAAAAAUUUUGCCCCCGAGAAUGAACUUGGCCGUGGUGGCUUUGGGGUAGUUUAUAAGGGAGAAUUGGAUGAUGGUACAAAAAUAGCAGUGAAAAGAAUGGAGGCUGGUGUCAUUACUAGCAAAGCCUUGGAUGAAUUCCAGUCUGAAAUUGCGGUACUCUCAAAGGUCCGGCACCGUCAUUUGGUAUCUCUUUUGGGUUAUUCUAUUGAAGACAAUGAGAGAAUUCUUGUAUAUGAGUAUAUGCCUCAAGGGGCUCUGAGCAGGCAUUUAUUCCACUGGAAGAGCUUUAAACUGGAGCCUCUCUCUUGGAAGAGGAGGCUAAAUAUUGCCUUGGAUGUUGCUAGGGGGAUGGAGUAUCUCCAUAGUCUGGCUCACCAGAGCUUCAUACACAGAGAUCUUAAAUCUUCAAAUAUCUUACUUGGGGAUGAUUUUAGAGCAAAAGUUUCUGAUUUUGGAUUGGUGAAGCUUGCUCCUGAUGGGGCGAAAUCCGUGGUGACCAGGCUUGCUGGGACUUUUGGAUACUUGGCACCAGAAUAUGCAGUGACAGGGAAAAUCACAACCAAAGUUGAUGUCUUCAGUUUUGGGGUUGUGUUAAUGGAGCUAUUGACUGGGUUGAUGGCACUUGAUGAGGACAGGCCUGAGGAGAGCCAGUACUUAGCCGCAUGGUUCUGGCGCAUAAAAUCAGAUAAGGAAAAACUGAUGGCAGCCAUUGACCCAGCCCUUGAUGUUAAAGAAGAAACAUUUGAAAGCAUCUCAACAAUUUCUGAACUAGCUGGGCACUGCACUGCGAGAGAGCCCAACCAACGGCCAGAUAUGGGCUAUGCCGUGAAUGUAUUGUCCCCACUUGUGGAGAAAUGGAAACCCUUCGAUGAUGACACCGAGGAAUAUUCUGGCAUUGAUUACAGCCUUCCCCUAAACCAGAUGGUGAAGGGCUGGCAGGAAGGAAAGGACUUGAGCUAUAUGGCUUUAGAAGAUAGUAAGGAUAGUAUCCCAGCAAGGCCAGUCGGAUUUGCAGAGUCUUUCACUUCUGCUGAUGGUCGGUAAAAAGAGGUCCUUCGUUUCUUUUCUUAAAACGUGUUCUUUUGAUAGGUGUAGAUAAGCAUGUUGUGUUCUUUCUGUUUGGAAAUUCAGUGUCAAUAUGUUUUAGUGCAUUGUUGGAUUAUGGUGGAUAAAGUAGGAGAUUUCAGAUGCUUGAAAUCUCAUGUGUCGGCUUUGAAAUUUUCAACUCUGAGAUUUUACGUGCCAAUCAUGCUGAUGUAGAUAGAGAAUGAUGAUUGAGAAAUGUUUUGUCAAUUGUAUCCUGAUUUCUACUUCUCA